Messenger RNA from Paramuricea clavata, 4552 nucleotides. NCBI's taxonomy places the organism in Eukaryota, Metazoa, Cnidaria, Anthozoa, Malacalcyonacea, Plexauridae. The record is from the annotation of a GenBank genome assembly.
AUGCUGCGUGAAAGUCGUUCAAAGUACAUCAACUCUAUUUGUGAUGAUCACGGGAAUAACCCAAAGCGUUUCUGGUCGCUCUUCAAGCUAAAAACCAAAUCUUGCAAUGUUCCCGAGAAAGUCUCAAUGGGGGUUGAAGGAAAUUCAAGGAAAUACUCAGAAACACCAGCGGACAUAGCAACUCUCUUUAAUAAUUAUUUUACAUCCAUCUUCACCAAUGAACCAGAUACUUCUAUAGACCCGUCCACGAUCGAUGAUAACAUUUCCUUGUUGGAGGAUGUAGUUUUAACAUCUGACGACGUAGCUAAUGUACUAAGAACUCCAGGGCAUUUUUUAAGAAUUCGUCAGUGGGGGGGCCAUCUACAAAAAGGGACCAUACUAUACCGAGUGUGGAGCAAUGAUAGAUGGUUUGUUGGUAAAAAAAAACGUUUGGUAUGGUAUCGCAUUUAAUAGUAGGGGGGAGGGGGAGAGCAGGGCCGUAGGAAGCUCUUUUCGUUUGGGGGGGGGCUGAAAGCGAGGGCCGAAGGCCCGAGGAAAUUUUUAAAUUUAGAGUCUCUGAAAUGCCAUUUCCUGGACUUUGGGGAAGAUUUGACAGAUUUCUGAUUGUCAGAAAACAGCGUUUUUAGUAUGUGGAAAUUUAGAAUUCAGUAGUACUAAAUGGACGAAGGUGUAUUUAAUUAACGAUAUAUUGGAUAAGUUGCAGGAAAGUAUGGGUAAUAUCUUCAUUCUUUGCAGUUUGUCAUGGAUUAAAUAAUAAAGGUUUGCAUGAUUUUGAAAAAUGAAUAUUAUUAGCAACGGAUUAUUAGCAAAUGAAUGAUUAUUAGCUACGGCCCUGGAAAAGGUCUGGGAUUUUCUCCCCCAGAAAAUUUUUGUAUUUUUCUACCCCUAUGACUGCAAUUCCCUGCAUUUUCUGAAACAGAUUUUUGGAUAUACACCAUUACAUUAUGCUGUAGAUAGACUGAACCUUCAGUUAAGUACUUGCAUAGUAUGUUUAUGUAGAUACCACAACUUGGCCGUCACUUAAGGAGCCAGCUUGAUAAACUUAGAGUUCCCGACUCCCACGAAGCGCCACCAUGGUUGGCACAGAGCGGAAAAAUUUUGAAAAUUUUGCGUCUCUAAAUCAUCGGAAAUGGCAUUUUCAAAGUCUUCUAUACGUCUUUUGUUUGGCCCUUUCAUUAAUUCGUUCAUUAUGAUUUGUGAGUCUAUGAUAUCCGCGAGUCAGGAUGGAUUAUUACGAGAAAUGUUAUCAAAAUAUCGAUCACAGAUAUUUGAUGAUAUGUAUAUAUGAUUUCAAAUACUUCUAGUUUCCGAAAUCAAAUUGUUUUUUUUUUGGUGGGGGCCAAAAUUAUCCCCCCUCCCCCCUUAUAAAACACUUGGUUGAGGGCCUGUUGCCCCCUGCGGUCACUAACUUGUCCAACAACUCAAACUCUAUAGGGUCUGGGAAAUGCAAUCCACUGCCUGGAAAAUGUUUAAAAUCUAAUAAGGUAUUUAUUAAAGAUAAAAGACAGGACAUAAGAUUCACAAAGCAAAUUUCAGUUACUAGAAUAUCAAACCUCCCUUCUAAAUUCCAUGUUUUGCUUAUAUUUUAGAGAAAAGGGACCUUGACUGGGGGGCCAAAAUGGUUGAGUGGGGGGGGGGGCACCAUGGGGGCUGGGAGGCUUUGGCCCCCCUGUUAUAUAGUUAAAAAAUGCCCUGAAGAACUCUUGAUAAUGACAAAGCUCAUGGCCCAGAUGGGAUUCCUGCUCGUUUACUAACAGAAACUGCAUCUCAAAUAGCUCCAUCUCUAUGUCAAUUGUUUAACAAAUCGUUGCGUGAUAUUUGUGGUGUUACUCUGAGUGUAUAUCCACACCGGGCGAGCUUGAAAAAUAUACCCGGCCACGGCAGGAUUCGAACCUACGACCUUUGGAUACUAGCCCAAUGCUCUUCCAACUGAGCUACGCGGUCAGGACGGUUCGAGUAAGUAAUAUUUCGGAACAGAAUCUAGUUCCUUCGAUACUAAUGUAUUCUAGUCAUAUGAAUUUUUUCUGUGUUGGUGUAGUGUACUCAGGUGAAUAUGAUAUUGUGAGUACACUACACCAACACAGAAAAAAUUCAUAUUACUAGAAUAUAUUGGUAUCGAAGGAACUAGAUUCUGUUCCGAAAUAUCACUUACUCGAACCGUCCUGACCGCGUAGCUCAGUUGGAAGAGCAUUGGGCUAGUAUUCCAAAGGUCGUAGGUUCGAAUCCCACCGUGGCCGGGCAUAUUUUUCAAGCUCGCCCGGUGUGGAUAUACACUCAGAGUAACACCACAAAUAUCAGGGGUGAAGAUGUUUGAAAAUUAUAAAGAUCACGAUUCUUGAUGUAGUUCUUCAAAAACUAAAGGAACGUACUAUAAUGUAGACUGUAAUGUACUGUAUUUAGCAUAGCAGCCUUAUUACAAUUUCCAAUAAUGCAGGGUCGAAAUGUGAUCAUUGAGCAGUCCUUUGGUGGACCUAAGAUUACAAAAGAUGGCGUGACAGUCGCUAAAGCAGUUGAUUUACCUGACAAAUUUCAAAACCUUGGAGCUCGUUUAGUUCAAGAUGUUGCCAAUAACACGAAUGAAGAAGCAGGAGAUGGCACGACAACGGCAACGAUUCUUGCUAAACAUAUUGCGAAGGAAGGUUUUGAAAAAGUUUCCAGAGGUGCUAAUCCACAAGACAUCAGACGAGGUAUACUCCCAGUGCUCUUCUGCAGAGGCACAGAGUAAACAUUGAACUAAAUAAUGUAAUGUGACAGAGGUUUCCACUCAUCAUGUGCGAGGGAGGAACGCAGUUGCACUCGCAAGACAAUAUAGAUACUUUUGAUUCACGAACGCGGACCGGAAGUAAAUCGAGCCGUUAUAGAUAGCGAUAGUCAUUCCUGUUUGAAAUCACGAACGUGAAAUUGCAUCGACUGCCGUUCUUGAUUUGAAGCAAGAACUACACUGACGCCAUCUAUAACGGCUUGAUUGACUUCUGGUUGGUGUACUUGGCGUCGCUUGCUUCAGUAAUAACACUGCGUCUCCAUAUGAACCUCUGUGGAAGAGAGAGGUCCCAGUACCAAAUUUCAGAGUGUCCUACAAACUAUAUUCUAGCCAUAAAACUGGGCAAGACAUCUAGGGCCAGUCAGUACUAAUUACAAUAACCUGUCUUCAUUUUGGCCCUAACUAACUUCAUCUUGGUAAAAUCCAGUCCUUGGCGUGCAUGAAAUACAGUUUAAUCCUAAAGUAGCGUCGAAUGGUAUUUUAGAACAUGGGCGGAUUUACUGGGGGGGUUAACCCCCACUCUAGAAUCCUUCUAACCCCUCUUAUAAAGUAUUCAACCCCACGAAAAUUUCGCUUCGCCUCUCCUAUUUUGUGUGAAUGUCUUUAACCUAACGCCGAAGCUCGCUCAGUGGCGCCGCUUACACCUCACCGCCCUUGUUUUAGAACAUCUGUUGUUUUAGAACAUCUGAACAUCCGCUUCUUGUUUUCUAAUAAUAUAGGAGUAAUUUUGGCAACUGAACAUGUUGUAAGUCAUCUAAAAGAAAUGUCAAAACAAGUAACAACACCAGAAGAAAUAGCUCAGGUAUGUUUGGGUUGAUAAAGAAAAUCUGCAAUCGGAAGAAAUGAAAUUCGCAAUCGGAAGAUUGUUUCUAUUUGUUACCACCAAAUGCAUACCCUGGCUGCAGAGGUUUUCUGGUGUUAGGCGAGUUUUAACUUGUGGCGCCUGAGUGCAGGGUACAGCUUCAGCGAAACAAGGAAACACCUUGAUCCAGGGUACCAAAGGUACUACCAAAACAGAGGCAUGGGGUUGGGAAGAUAGAGUGGGACAAUGUAGUUCAUUAUACUGCUGUGUGUGACUUGCCUAGUUUUGCAUAUUUAUAUUUGGGCAAUUGAGAUGUAGAUAUUUUAUAGGAAAUGUUCUUUGCUUAGAGUGGGAAUUAGUGAUCUUUCUUUGUGACAGCAGAGUGAUAAAUAACAAAUAAUGCCCAGUAAUCUUUUUCUAUAGGCAUGUUAGAUAUAUAUUACUCUACCUAUACCGUACUGUAUGUGCAAUAUCAAUAUGAAAGUUCUUUUUAAGAGUGAGUAUCAUGCCAGUGAUCCAUUGCACGCUUGUGUUUACAUUUUAUUUUUACAUUUUGCUGUAUCUCAUGAAUAUACUUUCAGUACAAAUAUUUUGCAUAAAAAAACGCAACAUUUCACAAGAUAUAAUGACUUACUUCGUUUUAAAGAAGAAAUAGAGUUGUUUUUCAAUAGGAUUCCGAAAAAUAUGGGCCAAUACAAAUGAAAUCUUGGAGAUCACUUAUACAUAUCAUUAUAUUUAUAAUACCAUUUCUGGGACGCCAAGCGCCCAAAAUCACUGGCAUGAUACUUACUCUUUAAGAUUUAUGUUUCAAUAUAAACAAGGCCGUAAGCUCAACGUUUAUCCCAGCAACUUGUUUUAGUUAAAAUAUAUUUAUAUAAUUAAUAUAAAUCUAGGUUGCAACCAUAUCAGCGAAUGGAGAUAGAAGUGUUGGGGAUCUUAUCUCGUCUGCCAUGAAGAAGGUUGGGAAAAACGGAGUAAUUACAGUCAAG